AACCUACGAGACAUCUCGGUGGCAGAGUCCUCCAGAGGUUGAACUCCUCAAUACUCUUACCUGAUCUCGAGGUGCGACUGUUGGCGGCGAGGUUUAACAAAAAUGUCUGAGGGCAAGGAGCAUUUGUCCAUCGUCAUUUGCGGCCAUGUCGACUCUGGCAAGUCCACCACCACGGGCCGCCUGUUGUUCGAGCUCGGCGGUAUCCCUGAGCGUGAGCUGGAGAAGCUGAAGGAGGAGGCUGCUGCCCUUGGCAAGUCCUCGUUCGCCUUCGCCUUCUACAUGGAUCGCGCCAAGGAGGAGCGUGAGCGUGGUGUGACCAUUGCCUGCACCACCAAGGAGUUCUUCACGGAGAGGUGGCACUACACCAUCAUCGAUGCUCCUGGUCACCGUGAUUUCAUCAAGAACAUGAUCUCUGGUGCUGCCCAGGCUGAUGUGUGCCUGCUGAUGGUGCCCGCCGAUGGUAACUUCACCACCGCCAUCCAGAAGGGUGACCACAAGGCUGGUGAGAUCCAGGGCCAAACUCGUCAGCACGCUCGCCUGAUCAACCUGCUGGGUGUGAGGCAGCUGAUUGUGGGUGUGAACAAGAUGGACUCCGAUACCGCUGGUUACAAGAAGGAGCGCUACGAUGAGAUUGCCAACGAGAUGAAGCACAUGCUUGUCCGCGUCGGCUGGAAGGAGGACUUCGUGACCAAGUCGGUGCCCAUCCUGCCCAUCUCGGGCUGGCUCGGCGACAACCUCAUCAGCAAGUCCACCAACAUGACCUGGUAUACCGGCCAAGAGGUUUUGAACCUCAAGAACGAGAAGGUCAAGGUGCACACCCUCCUGGAUGCCUUGAACGGCUUCGUCACGGUGCCGGAGCGCAAGACUGACGCCCCCCUGCGUCUGCCCAUUUCGGGCGCGUACAAGAUCAAGGGUGUGGGUGAUGUGCUUGCUGGUCGUGUGGAGCAGGGUGUCGUCAAGCCCGGUGAUGAGGUUAUUUUCCUGCCCACUCACACCACCGCUAACCCGUGCACUGGCAAGGUGUUCACCGUGGAAAUGCACCACAAGCGUGUCGACAAGGCUGGCCCUGGCGAUAACGUCGGCAUGAACAUCAAGGGUCUGGACAAGGGCAACAUGCCACGCACCGGAGAUGUGAUGAUCCUGAAGUCCGACUCUACCCUCAAGAUCGUGAAGGAUUUCACUGCCCAGAUUCAGACGCUGGAUAUUCCCGGCGAGGUCAAGAAGGGCUACUCGCCCAUCGGCUUCGUGCGCUGCGGUCGCUCCGCCUGCCGUAUGACGAGCAUUGACUGGAAGGUUGGCAAGGAGACUGGCGGCAAGAAGAUGGAAUCGCCUGUUGGCCUGAAGGCUAACGAGAUGGCGCAGGUCGUGUUUGAGCCAACCCAGCCCCUCAUCGUGGACUCGUUCAAGAACUGCGAGGGUCUGUCCCGUAUUGCCUUCCUGGACGGCAACACUGCCGUCAUGCUUGGCAAGGUGGUGAGCGUCACCCACAAGUAAAUGGAGUUGUCUUAGUGCUGGAUGCUUGUGGGAUUUUUAAGACGUUUUUGCUGUGACGUUUCGCAUUGACGUGUCUACCGCGACAUUUUAAUUUCGUCAGUUUUGCGGAUGUUCAAUGAGAGGGCCGCCUCAUGGCCCGCAGGAGAGAGUUCAGACCUAAAACAGAAAAUAUGAUUUCGCUGUAAAUACAUUGUAAACGUCAUGGUACAUUGAG
Molecule: messenger RNA, 1708 nt
Organism: Volvox carteri f. nagariensis
Lineage: Eukaryota; Viridiplantae; Chlorophyta; Chlorophyceae; Chlamydomonadales; Volvocaceae
Gene: eif1A1
Product: eukaryotic translation initiation factor 1 alpha 1
Exons: 7
Coding region: 103-1494 (463 amino acids)
Biological process (GO): translation
Molecular function (GO): GTPase activity; GTP binding
Source: RefSeq, a predicted model, not a curated record